Messenger RNA from Microtus oregoni (creeping vole), 882 nucleotides. RefSeq names its product START domain-containing protein 10-like. The record is from RefSeq and is a predicted model, not a curated record. Lineage: Eukaryota; Metazoa; Chordata; Mammalia; Rodentia; Cricetidae. Gene Ontology annotation, molecular function: lipid binding.
CUUCCCACCCUCCCUAUGGAGAAGCCAGCUGCCUCAAUGGAACCCCAAGGGCCUCGGCCUGCCUUGGGCCGCGAAAGUGUCCAGGUGCCCGAUGACCAGGACUUCCGCAGCUUCUGGUCAGAGUGUGAGGCCGAAGUGGGCUGGAACCUGACCUACAGCAAGGCCGGCGUGUCUGUGUGGGUGCAGGCUGUGGAGAUGGAUCGGACUCUGCACAAGAUCAAGUGCAGGAUGGAGUGCUGCGACUUGCCAGGAGACGUCCUGCACGACAUAGAAUACCGGAAGAAGUGGAACAGCAAUGUCAUUGAGACUUUCGACAUCGCCCGCCUGACUGUCAACGCCGAUGUCGGAUAUUACUCUUGGAGGUGUCCCAAGCCUCUGAAGAACCGUGAUGUCAUCACCCUCCGUUCCUGGCUCCCCAUGGGCACUGAUUACAUCAUUAUGAACUACUCAGUGAAGCAUCCUAAAUACCCACCUAGGAAAGACUUGGUCCGAGCCGUUUCCAUCCAGACGGGCUACCUCAUCCAGAGCACGGGGCCCAAGAGCUGUGUUAGUAUCUAUCUGGCCCACGUGGAUCCCAAAGGCUCCUUACCCAAGUGGGUGGUGAAUAAAUCAUCUCAGUUCCUGGCUCCCAAGACCAUGAGGAAGAUGUACAAGGCCUGUAUCAAGUAUCCCGAGUGGAAGCAGAAACACCAGCCACACUUCAAGCCAUGGCUGCACCCAGAGCAGAGCCUGCUGCCCAGCCUGGCGCUGUCAGAGCUGUCCGUGCAGCAUGCGGACUCCCUGGAGAACAUCGAUGAGAGUGCUGUGGCAGAGAGCCGCGAGGAGCUGCCAGCAGGUGGUGCAGGUGGAGAAGGCAGUGAUGACGACACCUCACUCACCUGA